AAGAGAUGGUGCUGCAAGUUAAAUACCAAGAAAGAUUUAAGCUAUAAUUUUUUAGAAAUUAUGUAAAGAAAUAUAAAAAUAUAUAAAAAUUAAAGAUUGAUAUUUCUAAUGAAAUAUAAAAUUCUAUAAGAUUAUUAUAUUAAUAAAUUAAAAUUUAAAUUGCAGAAAAUGUAAUAAAACUUCGAAUACGUAAUUUUACUACAAUAUUCUGUGGAAUUAUAUGAUGUCUUGGCAUCUUGUUUAAUCAAUAUAAAAUAUAUAAAAAGCUUAUAUCAUGCUAUUAACCAGAGGUACAAUAAAACAAAGUGUUUUUAGAAUUUUAUCGUAUGAUUUAGUAAAAAGCAUUAUAAAUAAAUGUUUAAUACAAGAAAUCAACGUAAAAUGCCAAGCAAAUAUAGGUUAUCAUAUGCUACAUUUUAAAAAGUAUUUAAAUAUAAGUAAAGAUUUAAAAAUAUUAAGUUACGAAUCAAUUGCUCAUAAUCAUUCUAGUAAUAAAAAUUUAUUCAUAAUCUUAAAUAAUAGUUUAUCUACACAAGAAUUAACAUCUGUACAAUUUGAAAAAGUUUCUGAUGAGACACUUACUUCUUUAACUGAAUAUUUUGAUGAAUUAGUAGAGCAAGCAAUACAUUUAUCGGAUGCAGAUGUAUCAUAUGGGGAUGGUGUAUUAACUGUUAAAUUUGGUGAUUCUCAUGGUACAUAUGUUAUAAAUCGUCAAAGUCCAAAUAGACAAAUUUGGUUAUCAUCUCCAAAAUCUGGUCCAAAACGAUAUGAUUUUAUAGAUGGUAAAUGGAUUUAUAAGUAUGAUGGAAAAACAUUACAUGAAUUACUCGAUGACGAAAUACCAGCAAUUAUAGGAGAUCAAACAAAUUUUAAUAAAUGUUCCUUUAGUGGAAAAUAAAAAGAAAUUACA
Messenger RNA from Apis florea (little honeybee), 910 nucleotides. It is a transcript of the gene fh, whose product is annotated as frataxin. NCBI's taxonomy places the organism in Eukaryota, Metazoa, Arthropoda, Insecta, Hymenoptera, Apidae. Gene Ontology annotation, biological process: intracellular iron ion homeostasis; iron incorporation into metallo-sulfur cluster. Gene Ontology annotation, molecular function: ferric iron binding; iron chaperone activity; ferrous iron binding. Gene Ontology annotation, cellular component: mitochondrion. The record is from RefSeq and is a predicted model, not a curated record.